UUCCGACCAAGCAGAGUAAUUCUUCUUCUUGCUCCAAUCCUGUAACGUACCGGGUAGCCUUCCAGACGCCGAAAUAUGAUUCUGUUAUCAACACUCAGUCCUUUCUCACGGACGCAGUGGCACUACCUUGAUUUCAGGACAGGCCGCGGGUUAUGGUUCGCUCGGAUAGUAUCCGAAGGUCCACUUUCUUCCACCUGCAUCUGACACCGUUAUAUUUAUGGAGUGUCCUCCUUGAACCUGUGGCAUGUUGUUCAUAAAAGGAAUUGGGAUUUACCAACAUGGAACCAAUGUCUGUUCUCGUCAAUUCUUUCACAAACCUUGCUAUUCUUCUAUUAAUUGCUUGAUGAACCUUGCAGAGUGGAAACUCUCUUUUCUUUCACCGAGGCUGAGGUUUCAGUUUCCACCACAAAACAAAGUUAUACUCAUAACAUCAAUAAUGUUGUGAGUUUUCCAGUGCAAUACAUCCCAGACGUUAUC
This is a messenger RNA of Rubroshorea leprosula, 477 nucleotides long. NCBI's taxonomy places the organism in Eukaryota, Viridiplantae, Streptophyta, Magnoliopsida, Malvales, Dipterocarpaceae. The record is from the annotation of a GenBank genome assembly.